This is a messenger RNA of Nanorana parkeri, 1855 nucleotides long. Its product is annotated as M-phase inducer phosphatase 1-like. The transcript has 17 exons. The record is from RefSeq and is a predicted model, not a curated record. Gene Ontology annotation, cellular component: nucleus; cytoplasm. The coding region runs from base 252 to 1805 and encodes 517 amino acids. Gene Ontology annotation, molecular function: protein tyrosine phosphatase activity. Gene Ontology annotation, biological process: G2/M transition of mitotic cell cycle; protein dephosphorylation; positive regulation of G2/M transition of mitotic cell cycle. Lineage: Eukaryota; Metazoa; Chordata; Amphibia; Anura; Dicroglossidae.
GGCACCAGAAUAGGAUCCCUUGCUAGGGAUUCUGAUUGGGCGAGUGUUUUUUCGUUCUCGGCUCUGAUUGGCUAGCGGAUUGUGGCGCCAAAUACGAGGCGGGCAGGGCGGCGGACAUGGCUGUCGGUCCGGGUUAAGAGUCACAGCUGAGGACCUGAGCCUGGAGAUAUCAUCUUGUGUGCAGUGAGGACAUCACGCAGCGUCCUUGCUCAGCCCCGUGGUGCCCGGCCGCACGGUUUUCUGUGUAGAAGAUGGACAUGUCAAGCUCGGCCCCAGCUCCGCUCCGGGGCCCCGGCCGCCCCCAGGGGCUCCCCGUGGUCAAGGCUCUGUUCUCCCGCGAGGCUGACACCGCCUCUGCCCUGUCUCCAGUCACCAACCUGGCACUUAACAUGAACCAGCUGGCAGUCCUGGGCAGCCAAUGUGAAACUCCGAAACGCAAGCUGUUUGAUCGCUACGCCCUCCCCAGGACGCACUCCGCGGACUCCAUGGAUGCAGGUCUGGGUCUGGAUUCACCGUCUUCAAUGAGUUUAAGAGACCUGGAAGAAACGUUCGAAAAGGCGAUGUUUGACUCUGGCCGAUGCGUGAAUGCCAAGCUGCCUCUCGGGAGAAGGAGAUCCAUGCCGCAAAGCGGCUUCUCUUUUCGGCGGAACCUGUCGGAAUCGAUGGACUGUGAAUUGUUUCAUCUGAGUGACUCGGAAAACAAAGAAAAUGAGCCCUUCCAGUUCAAGCUGCCAGUAAGACCCAGAGGCACUGUGCGCUCACGGUUGCAUGCCAGUGGGAAGGAGGCUCUGGUGCACAGGCAGAAGUCGGCUCCGGCAUGUAUGUUUUCUUCACCUGUGAAGGAUUUUGAGAUUCGAUCUUGUGAUUUGCCAUUCGUAAGGAAAUCUUCCUGCACUUCCACCAGUACUGAGAGCAGUGAUGAUGGCUUCCUGGAUAUGCUGGAUGGAGACGAUACAGAGACAGAGCCGGAGAUCCCUCUCGGCGUUGCCAGUCUCCUGACGGCUCCCCUUGUUAUAAGACGCAUGGGGCCGUGUUAUGAGGCCGAAUCCCCUCUGUCCAGACCUACGCUGAAGAGGACGGAGAGGGCACAGGGAGACGUGCCGGAUAAAAUCAAGAGGCGGCGCAGCAUGUUUGAGGUGACGGAUGACCAUGACGCUGAAAGGACUGCGCACCUGGCCCGCUCGCAAUCCUUCUCCAGAGAGACCAUAGAAAAUAUAUUUGACAGCGACCAAAGGGAUCUGAUCGGAGACUUCUCUCAGGUCUUCCUCUUUCCCACCGUGAGCGGGAAACACCAAGAGCUACGGUACAUCACCCCGGAGAUGAUGAUAAAGAUAUCAAAUGGGCACUAUGACCCUUUCAUUGAGCGAUGUGUCAUCAUUGACUGCAGAUACCCCUACGAGUAUGAUGGCGGUCACAUAAAGGGUGCCAUCAACCUACACAUGGAGCAGGAGCUGCAAGACUACCUGCUGAAGAGCCCCAUCCAAUCUCACGGCUCUAAGCGAGUGGUAGUGAUCUUCCACUGCGAGUUCUCCUCCGAGCGGGGGCCGCGAAUGUGCAAGUUCCUCCGUGAGAAGGACCGGGACCAGAACGAGUAUCCCAAUCUGUACUACCCCGAGCUCUACAUCCUGGAAGGAGGUUACAAGGACUUCUACGCCAAGUUUAAGUCGUACUGCGAGCCGCAGAGCUACCGUCCUAUGCUGCACGAGGAUUUCCGGGAGGACCUGCGGAAAUUUCGCAUGAAAAGCCGGACCUGGGCCGGGGAGAGGAGCAAGCGAGAGCUGUACAGUCGCCUGAAGAAGCUGUGAGAUGUCAAUGGGGUGGUUUUUGUUUGUUUUUUUUAAAUCCUGCUGAGCGG